AUGGGAUAUCAAUUGAGUGCAACACUUAAAGGGCACGAUCAGGACGUCAGGGAUGUGGUAGCUGUGGAUGAUUCAAAGGUUGCUAGUGUUUCGAGGGAUGGAACAGUUCGCUUGUGGUCUAAAGAUGACCAAUGGCUCGGUACGGUAGUUUAUACAGGACAAGGAUUUUUAAAUAGUGUGUGUUAUGAUUCCGAGAAGGAGUUGUUGCUUUUUGGAGGUAAGGAUACUAUGAUCAACGGUGUGCCCUUGUUUGCCACCUCAGGAGAGGAUCCCUUGUAUACCUUGAUUGGCCACCAAGGGAACGUUUGUAGUUUAUCCUUCCAAGAUGGUGUUGUGAUAAGCGGUAGUUGGGACAAAACCGCAAAGGUUUGGAAAGAAGGAUCGUUGGUUUACAAUUUGCAAGCACACAAUGCCUCUGUAUGGGAUGCCAAAGUCGUAUCCUUCUCAGAAAAUAAAUUCUUGACAGCUUCCGCCGAUAAGACGAUUAAACUGUGGCAAAACGAUAAAGUGAUCAAAACUUUCAGUGGGAUUCACAAUGAUGUAGUAAGACAUUUAGCUGUGGUGGAUGAUGGCCAUUUUAUCAGUUGUUCAAACGAUGGCCUCAUCAAGUUGGUUGAUAUGCAUACAGGUGACGUACUAAGAACAUAUGAAGGCCAUGAAAGCUUUGUUUAUUGCAUUAAACUGCUGCCCAAUGGAGAUAUUGUAAGCUGCGGCGAAGACCGAACAGUCCGUAUAUGGUCAAAGGAAAAUGGUUCGUUAAAGCAGGUAAUUACACUUCCUGCCAUCUCUAUUUGGUCCGUUGAUUGUAUGUCUAAUGGUGAUAUUAUUGUGGGAAGUAGUGAUAAUCUUGUGAGAAUAUUUUCGCAAGAGAAGUCAAGAUGGGCUUCCGAGGAUGAAAUAAAUGAACUAUCUACGCAAGUGGAAAAAUCCACUAUAAGUUCCAAGACAAUAGAAUUUGAUGAGUCUAAACUAUCACCUUAUGAAAUUUUACAAUCGCCGGGGCGCAAAGAGGGUCAAAUUGUGGUAGUCAAAUCACCUCAAGGUACUAUAGAAGCUCAUCAAUUUUCAAAUUCUUCAUGGAAAAAGGUUGGUGAUGUUGUCGGUGCAGGUGCUACUGGAAACGACAAAAAAAUAGAAUUCGAGGGUAAAACGUAUGACUACGUAUUUGAUGUGGAUAUUGAAGAUGGAAAACCUCCCUUGAAAUUGCCGAUUAAUGUCAGCGACAACCCAUAUACAGCAGCCGACAAUUUUUUGGCUCGUUAUGAACUGCCAAUGAGUUAUAGGGAUCAAGUAGUACAGUUCAUACUGAAGAACACUAAUGGCAUAUCGCUAGACCAGCCCAACGAUAAUGCAUCAUCUUCUGCAGUAUCACCUUCAAAAACGAGCGUAAUGAAGGUUCUUCCUGUCAAGCAGUAUCUUAUCAUGGAAAAUUAUAACCCAGAUACUAUUUUCAAUGGAAUAGUAAAAAUAAAUUCAAAUGAGAAGACCUUUGAUGAUGAAAUUCUGGCGCAAAUUGGUGGCGCACUACAUGACAUAGAUGAAAGCUGGGAGUUGCUACUUUCAUUUGCUAACACUAUAAGAUCUAACUGGGAAAUUAAGACUCCUGCAUACGACAUAGUACGAUUGAUUGUAAAAAAAUUACCUUAUUCUUCAGAUAUAAAAGAUUACAUCGAAGAAGGCUUGGGCAAUAAGAAUAUCACUCUAACCAUGUUAACUGUGCGUAUUUUGGUAAAUUGCUUCAAUAAUGAAAACUGGGGUGUGAAAUUACUGGAAUCAAAUCAAGUUUAUAAAUCAAUUUUUGAGACUAUAGAUACUGAAUUUUCUCAGGCAUCUGCUAAACAGUCACAGAAUUUGGCUAUUGCAGUUUCCACACUAAUUUUCAACUAUUCAGCUCUCGUCACGAAAGGGAACUCUGAUUUAGAACUUUUGCCUAUCGUAGCUGACGCCAUCAACACCAAGUAUGGGCCAUUGGAAGAGUAUCAAGAAUGCGAAGAAGCCGCAUAUAGGCUAACCGUAGCUUACGGAAAUUUGGCUACUGUUGAACCUACAUUAAGACAAUUUGCCAACUCCGUAACUUGGCUUGCAAACAUCAAAAGGAGCUAUGGGAACGUGCCAAGGUUUAAGGAUAUUUUCGACGAUCUCUCCUAA
Saccharomyces cerevisiae S288C is the source of this 2148-nucleotide messenger RNA. RefSeq names its product Doa1p (gene DOA1). The record is from RefSeq and is marked reviewed. Gene Ontology annotation, cellular component: cytoplasm; endosome membrane; mitochondrial outer membrane. The transcript has a single exon. NCBI's taxonomy places the organism in Eukaryota, Fungi, Ascomycota, Saccharomycetes, Saccharomycetales, Saccharomycetaceae. The coding region runs from base 1 to 2148 and encodes 715 amino acids.